AUGCGAGGUCGGAGGAGCUCGGCGUCCUCACGGAAGUGGGCAUGCCGGUCGGCCGCGUUUCCGGGGCAGCGACGUCACUUCCGGCCGGCGGAGGGCGGCGCGGGGCCCGCUCGGCGGCCCCUGCGGGGUGUGGGCCUCGUCGUGCGGGGCUCGGGACGUUCUCUGGGGGCGCGUGGCCGCGCUUGGAGCCGCUUCGGGGCCUCCGAGGACGCACGCGGGGCCGAGUGGGUGUCGGGGGCCGGCGCGCCUCAUGCCCACCUGCCGGCCGCGCCCGGGCCGGGGUCACGGCCGGGGUCACGACCGAGGUCACGGUCGGGGUCGCGGCGGGUGCUGAGGCUGGCGACACGGAGGGAGGAGGGAGGGAGGGAGCGUCGGCACCGAGGGGUCAGCGCGGCCCCGGCCCCGGGGAACCGAGGGGGUCAGCGCGGCCCCGGCCCCGGGGGCACCGAGGGGGUCAGCGCGGCCCCGACCCCGGGGGCACCGAGGGGGUCAGCGCGGCCCUGUCCGGAGGGCUGCAGAAGGACCCCGCGGCUCUACUGGGCGGCCGCCGACUGCGGGGAGCGCGGCAUUUGCAGGAACCCGCAGGAAGCAGGAGGACCUGAUGCUACGUGGGCCUGCAAAACGCUACAGUCACGUGAGGGCAUCGCCCGAGGCUGCCUCUGCAAGAUUUUGUCCGGAGGUGGAACAAAAUCUUCAAGCGAAGGACUUAGCGGCCACUACAAGGCUCCGAAGAGCUGCUCAAGGGGGCUCCUCAGCUCCCAGCGGAGACCUCAGGAAGCUCGUGGCAGCUGUGGCCAGUUAACAAGUGACCUGCUCCAGCCAGUGACCUUUGGAGGGCUGAGGGCAGACAAGCACACGGCUUGGCUGUGUGAUCCCGGAAACCUGUGUCCCCCCGACUGGUCACGCCAAGCGUUAGUGUUCAGAAGUCAAGACAAGAGGACGGUCAGAGCCAGACACGUACUGGUCACCACCGUUCGGUGGCUACUGGAUGGGUUUAUUACUAAACUGCUCCAGCCGGCCACACCACCGUGGGACAAUGCACGUGCCGUAAAAGUUCUCUGUUCUGAGUACUUUGGCUCAUUUUAAAUAGCAGGAUUUAAAAAAUAAAAAUGUACACAAC
This is a messenger RNA of Nyctereutes procyonoides (raccoon dog), 1120 nucleotides long. RefSeq lists its product as uncharacterized. The transcript is spliced from 4 exons. The coding region runs from base 1 to 1086 and encodes 361 amino acids. The record is from RefSeq and is a predicted model, not a curated record. NCBI's taxonomy places the organism in Eukaryota, Metazoa, Chordata, Mammalia, Carnivora, Canidae.